AGGUUUGGACCACAUGGAAUCCCUGUAACCGUUCAUCCUAAACGAGAAUACAAAAACAAACCAGAGGAACCUAUCCAGGUACAAAGCACAUCAUUCCAGGAAGACACGAAAAAAGAAAUUAAUAAUGAGGAUGGAACUGCAGAUGCCUCUCCCAUCCAACCCAGUGAGCCCUGUGGAGUUCAUAACCUGUGGACUUCAAAGCCUCCUCCACUUUUUCAUGAAGGAGCUCCUUACCCCCCUCCUUUGUUUAUCAGGGACACUUAUAACCAGUCAAUACCUCAACCUCCUCCACGUAAAAUCAAGAGACUCAAAAAGAAAAUAUACAGGGAAGAACCCACUUCGAUAAUGAACGCUAUCAAGCUAAGGCCUAGGCAGGUAUUAUGCGACAAAUGUAAAAAUGUUGUGGCAGAUAAAAAGGAGGUCAGGAAGACUGGUACUGACUCUUUUAAACUAGAAGAAGGAAAGCGGAGGAGGCAUGAAAGUGUAACUACUGUGAAUAAAAAACUCAAAACUGAUCACAAAGUAAAUGGAAAAAGUCAGAAUGAAAGUCAGAAGCGAAAUUCAAUGUCCAGGGUUACAAAUCUUAGCCAUGGUCGUGGAAAAGUGGUCAAAGUGGCUUCCCAAAUGAAUACCACAAAAGCCCAGCUGCACACAAAAAAGGUACUGCAGAGCAAAAAUAUGGAUCACGUAAAGGCAAGGGUAGUAUUAAAAAUGGCCAAAGAAAAGGCACAGAAAAAGCAAAAGGACGCAUCUUCCUCUAAAAACACCCACAACAAAGUCCACUUUACAAGGCGCCUUCAGAAUACAAGCUCAGGGACUCUUCCACCAAGACUACGUAUAAAACCUCAAAGGUACCGCAAUGAGGAGAACGAUUCUUCACUCAAGAUUGGACUUGAGAGUUUGCGAAGCAGCAAGAUCGGUAUCAAGCCCCAGACUCGCCACACUGCCACCCGUUCAGCAGGUGAGGCCCCUUCAAAUGGCCCUCAAGAGGCCAGCAGUGAUAUUCAGAACACAAGUGUCUGUGUACCACCUGGCGAACAGGAUGAGCAGCAAACACUGAGCAAGCAAGGCAGCAAAAGCAAUAUUACAGUUUACAUGACCCUAAAUCAAACGAAAGCCGACUCUUCCAGUGCUUCAGUGUGUAGUAGUGAUAGUACAGAUGAUUUGAAAUCCAUCCACUCCGAGUGUAGUUCUACUGAAAACUUUGAUUUCCCCCCAGGCAGCAUGCAUGCACCUUCUUCAUCAUCUUCCUCCUCUUCAAAAGAAGAGAAAAAGUUGAGCAAUUCCUUGAAAAUAAAGGUGUUUUCCAAAAAUGUCUCUAAAUGCAUGACCCCUGAUGGCAGGACCAUAUGUGUUGGGGACAUCGUAUGGGCCAAGAUAUAUGGCUUCCCAUGGUGGCCUGCCCGUAUUCUUACCAUAACUGUCAGUCGGAAAGAUAAUGGCCUGCUUGUGCGGCAGGAGGCCCGCAUAUCAUGGUUUGGGUCCCCAACCACCUCCUUUCUUGCUUUGUCACAGCUGUCCCCCUUUUUAGAAAACUUCCAGUCCCGAUUUAACAAGAAGAGAAAAGGUCUUUACCGCAAGGCCAUCACAGAGGCAGCCAAGGCUGCCAAGCAGCUCACUCCAGAAGUGCGGGCCCUUCUGACACAAUUUGAAACGUGA
Staurois parvus is the source of this 1659-nucleotide messenger RNA. NCBI's taxonomy places the organism in Eukaryota, Metazoa, Chordata, Amphibia, Anura, Ranidae. The record is from the annotation of a GenBank genome assembly.